Messenger RNA from Equus quagga, 601 nucleotides. Its product is annotated as coiled-coil domain-containing protein 180-like. The annotation marks the transcript as partial. NCBI's taxonomy places the organism in Eukaryota, Metazoa, Chordata, Mammalia, Perissodactyla, Equidae. The transcript is spliced from 4 exons. The record is from RefSeq and is a predicted model, not a curated record.
CGGAGCUCCUGCUCCAUCAAGAGCGGCUGGACAGCCACUGUGCUGGGGUGGUCGAGGCGCUGAAGAAGGAUAGGCUGAUGUUCCAGCAGUUCCAAGAAGAGCAAAACGCGAGGAGCAGAAACUUCCGCCGCAAGAUUUACGACAUGGAGCACGUCUUCUUGAACGCCACACAGAGCCAGAGGCUGGUCACCCUCAGCAGCACACUGCACCAGGAGCUGCUCAGCCACGUUGAUGUCAUCCAGGUGUCCCUGCGCAGCUUCCGCCAGUACUUGGAGGAGAGCCUGGGCAAGCUCCGCUACACCAACAUUGAGUUCAUCAAGCACUGCAGAUUGUUUUCAGAGGGAGGCAACUUUUCUUCUGAAGAAAUUGACUCACUGUGUCAUCGACUGGAGAAGGAAACUGCCCGGAUAGAGUUUGUUGAAAAUUUAAUCAUGAUCAACAUGGAGAAGAUGGAGAGCGAGUACCUGGACCAGGCCAAUGAUGUCAUCAAUAAGUUUGACAGUAAAUUCCAUAACCUGUCUGUGGACCUUAUUUUUGUAGAGAAAAUCCAGCAUUUGCUGACAAAUCUGCAGGUGAACAUCAAGUGUGAGGUAGGACGGAU